This is a messenger RNA of Desarmillaria tabescens, 510 nucleotides long. RefSeq names its product superoxide dismutase. Gene Ontology annotation, biological process: superoxide metabolic process. The transcript is spliced from 4 exons. Gene Ontology annotation, molecular function: copper ion binding. The coding region runs from base 1 to 510 and encodes 169 amino acids. Lineage: Eukaryota; Fungi; Basidiomycota; Agaricomycetes; Agaricales; Physalacriaceae. The record is from RefSeq and is a predicted model, not a curated record.
AUGAACGCGUUGGUGAAGUCGAUUCCAGCAGUCAAUCGCUUGGCGCUAACCGGCAGCGUCAUCUUCCAACAAGAUCAAUCCGACGGGCCCGUCAAAGUAUCGGGACGUAUCCAAGGUCUCGACCCGUCCGCAUUACGCGGGUUUCACGUCCACGAAUUCGGCAACCUCCCAGGUAACUGCACCUCCGCCGGAGCGCACUACAACCCCUUCAACACCACCCACGGCGCUCCCACCGACGACAUCAACCACCGACACAUCGGCGACCUCGGGAAUAUCAAAUCCGACGAUAAAGGUGUUGCCAACCUGGAUUUUAGUGAUCAUAUUAUCAAGCUGGAGGGGCCGAUGAGUAUUAUUGGGCGCUCUGUGGUCGUACACACGGGGACGGAUGAUCUUGGGAGGGGCGGAACGCCGCUUUCGCUCACGACGGGGAAUUCGGGGGACAGAGCUGCGUGUGGAGUUAUCAGUAUGGGGUUUACUUCAUAUUUAUCUCAUACGCUGAUUGAUGAUUAA